CUCCCCGCCUGGCUGUGUGAACACGGCGCUGUUCCAGAUGGACCAGCGGAUUCCUCCUCAGUGAACAGCCCGGCUCUCCGCAGUCAGAUGGCCCCUCUGAUGGCAGUUAUGCACGUUAUUGCGUUAUUAUGGAUAAUGCCACCUGUCUGGGCUGCAGAAGAUGUGCUGAUGGACUCGAUGACAGCAACGGCAGAGCUGGGCUGGAUGAUAUACCCAUCAGUAGGGUGGGAGGAGGUGAGUGGCUAUGAUGAGAACAUGAACACCAUCCGCACCUACCAGGUAUGCAACGUCUUCGAUGCCAAUCAAAACAACUGGGUGCGUACCAAGUACAUCCGGCGGCGAGGGGCCCAGCGCAUCCAUGUCGAGAUCAAGUUCUCAGUGCGAGACUGCAGCAGCAUCCCUAAUGUACCAGGAUCGUGCAAGGAGACCUUCAACCUCUACUACUUUGAGUCAGACUCAGACACGGCAACUAAAGUUUACCCUCCGUGGAUGGAGAAUCCCUGGAUCAAAGUGGACACCAUCGCAGCCGAUGAGAGCUUCUCACAGGUCGACCUGGGUGGCCGGGUGAUGAAGAUCAACACAGAGGUGCGAAGCUUCGGCCCUGUGUCUCGCAACGGCUUCUACCUGGCCUUUCAGGACUACGGAGCCUGCAUGUCGCUCAUCGCCGUGCGGGUAUUUUUUCGAAAGUGUCCCCGUGUUGUCCGGAAUGGGGCUGUCUUCCCAGAGACUUUAUCAGGAGCUGAGAGCACUUCGUUGGUGGCGGCUAGAGGGACGUGCAUCCCCAACGGAGAGGAAGUUGAUGUGCCAAUUAAACUUUACUGUAAUGGAGAUGGCGAGUGGUUGGUUCCUAUCGGCCGCUGCAUGUGCAAAGCUGGAUACGAGGCAGCCGAGAAUGGCACCGUCUGCAAAGCAUGCUCCUCUGGAUUCUUCAAACCGUCCCAGGGAGAUCAGCUGUGCCAGCAGUGUCCUAUCAACAGCCGCACCACCAAUGAGGGAGCUACCAACUGCGUCUGCCGCGUUGGCUUCUACCGCACUGACUCAGAUCCUGCACAGAUGCCCUGCACAACUGUGCCCUCCGCUCCUCAAAGGGUCAUGUCCAGCGUGAACGAAACAUCCUUGAGGCUCGAGUGGAUUCCUCCUCGUGACAGUGGUGGCCGGCAUGACCUCGUUUACAACAUCAUCUGCAAAAGCUGUGGCUCAGGCAGAGGUGCCUGCACACGCUGUGGAGAUAACGUGCAGUUUGUUCCACGGCAGCUAGGCCUCACUGAGCCACACGUGCACAUUAGCGAGCUGCUCGCCCACACACAAUACACCUUCGAGAUCCAGGCGGUGAAUGGUGUGUCUGACCAGAGUCCCUAUUCGCCCCAGUUUGCCUCAGUCAAUAUCACAACUAACCAGGCUGCUCCAUCAAUGGUGUCCAUCAUGCAUCAGGUCAGCAGGACUAUUGAUAGCAUCACACUGUCAUGGUCUCAGCCAGACCAGCCCAAUGGAGUCAUACUAGACUACGAGCUGCAGUACUUUGAGAAGAACACAGCUGAGCUCAACUCUUCUACACUGAGAAGCCAGACGAAUACAGCUGUAGUCCGAGGCCUCAAGCCAGGCACCAUUUAUGUGUUCCAGGUGCGAGCUCGGACAGUUGCUGGGUUUGGACGCUUCAGUGGGAAGAUGUAUUUCCAAACCAUGACUGAAGAAGAGUAUGAUUCCAGCCUGAAGGAGAAACUGCCUCUCAUCGUUGGCUCUGCUGCUGCAGGCUUUGUGUUUCUCAUCUCAGUCAUUGUGCUCAUCAUUGUUUGCAACCGGAGAGGCAGUGACAGGACAGAAUCUGAGUUCACAGACAAGCUCCAGCAUUACACCAGUGGCCACUUGUCACCAGGUAUGAAGAUCUACAUCGAUCCCUUUACUUACGAGGAUCCCAAUGAGGCAGUGCGGGAGUUUGCUAAAGAAAUAGACAUGUCCUGUGUGAAGAUUGAACAAGUCAUUGGCGCAGGUGAGUUUGGGGAGGUGUGCAGCGGAAACCUGCGCCUGCCUGGGAAGAGAGAGAUUCUGGUUGCCAUUAAAACACUGAAGUCUGGCUACACUGAGAAGCAGAGGAGGGACUUCCUGAGUGAAGCCAGUAUCAUGGGUCAGUUUGAUCACCCCAACAUCAUCCACUUGGAGGGCGUGGUGACAAAAAGCAGCCCUGUUAUGAUCAUCACCGAGUUCAUGGAGAAUGGCUCGCUGGACUCCUUCCUUAGGCAAAAUGAUGGACAGUUUACGGUGAUUCAGCUGGUUGGCAUGCUGCGUGGCAUUGCAGCUGGCAUGAAGUAUCUAUGUGAUAUGAACUAUGUGCACCGAGACCUGGCUGCCCGCAACAUCCUGGUCAACAGCAACCUGGUGUGUAAAGUGUCUGACUUUGGGCUUUCUCGCUUCUUAGAGGAUGACACAUCAGACCCUACCUACACGAGUGCCCUAGGGGGGAAGAUUCCCAUCCGAUGGACCGCACCAGAGGCCAUCCAGUACAGGAAGUUCACCUCCUCCAGCGACGUGUGGAGCUACGGCAUCGUCAUGUGGGAGGUCAUGUCCUAUGGAGAGAGACCAUACUGGGACAUGAGUAAUCAAGAUGUGAUUAAUGCCAUAGAACAGGAUUACAGGUUACCUCCUCCUAUGGACUGUCCCAAUUCAUUACAUCAGUUGAUGCUGGACUGUUGGCAGAAAGACAGAAACAACCGGCCUAAAUUCAGUCAGAUCGUGAACACCCUGGACAAAAUGAUCCGCAACCCUAACAGCCUGAAGGUCACCACCCCACUUUCUUCAGGUGUGCACCUACCUCUGCUGGACCGCAGCACUCCAGACUUCUCCAGCUUCAACAGUGUAGAUGAGUGGCUGGAUGCUAUCAAGAUGGGCCAGUACAAGGAGAACUUUGCCAAUGAGGGCUUUAGCUCCUUCGAUGCAGUUUCCCGAAUGACUCUGGAUGACAUCCUAAGAGUGGGAGUUACUUUGGCUGGCCACCAGAAGAAGAUUCUCAACAGUGUGCAAAUGAUGCGAGCUCAGAUGAACCAAAUCCAGUCAGUGGAAGUUUGACCCUCAUGCUUGGAGGCUCUCAGACUGACCCCGAUCUCCACCAGUUCCCCAGCUUCAGAGUUCAGCUGUAGUCCUUCCUGUGGAGAUGUCCCCAGCAGGGAAGAUCUUCAGGAGAGAUUCCCACACUGCAAACACCCCCCAAAACCACCAGCACACAGCAGACUAGAUGGAGUUGGACAAUGAUGUCUGGAGGCCCACUUGUGUACUGUAUUAUUACAAUAGUGAUGAUUUUAAUUGUAAUAUGAAAGAGAGCAACAAUUUAAGGAUUCAAAGGGAGAUGAUGAUCAUCACCAGUGUCUAGUUUUGUUACAUGAUAAGACCCUUUAAAAGGGAAAUAAAUAAAAUCAAAUUAGUUCUGUCCUCUAUAGGGGUGCCAGUCUCAUGAUAAAACCUUUGAGACAAAGAAAGUAUAUUGCGUGAGUGGCCCAGUAAAAAGAGGAGAGAAGGAUGAAAAUGAACCAUGGACUAAUGGCACAAAAAUAAGCCACUUAUACUCCUGUUGAUGCCAUAUGGUUAGGAAGGAUCCAUGUGGCAACCCAAGAGGAGUAAUGUAGAAAUUGUGAAAAUUAGUGACAAACAAGCCUGGAAUACUUUUUUUAAGAAUAUUGUGGUGAUUUUUUUUUAUUUCUCCUUUUUUUUAGUAUACACUCACUGGCAACUUUAUUAGGAACACCAUACUAAUACUGCAUAGAACCCCCAUUUGCUCUCAAAAACAGCCUCAAUUCUACAUGGCAUGAACUCCACAAGGGAGUUGGAAAUGUUUCUUUGAGAUUCUGGUCCAUGACAUGAUUGCAUCACAUAACUGCUGCAAAUUUGUGAGCUCCACAUUCAUGCUGCUAAUCUCCUGUUUAACUACAUCCCAAAUGUGCUCUAUUGGAUUCAGAUCUGGGAACUGAGGAGACCACUGAAGUACAAUGAACUCAUAUUCAUGGUCUGGGAACCAGUCUGAGACAACUUGUGCUUUGUGAGAUGACUUAUUAUCAUGGACUUCAAACAAUCCUGGAUUUGGUAACAGCCCAGUAUGUUCCAAGAAAGCAUUCCCCACGCCAUUACACCACCACCAUCUUGAACUGUUGGCAAAAAUACAGGUUGUCUUUAUGCUGUUGCACUGAAAUUUGACCUUAGCAUCUGCAUCUCACGGGAGAACUCGAGAUUCAUUUACCUCAUGCUUUUAUCCAAAGCAACUUACAGCUGAGAGAGAAUACAACUAUGUUGUUGAGGGUUAAGGGCCUUGUUCAAGAACCCAACAGUGGCAGCUUGGUGGUGGUGGGAUUUGAACUAAUGACCUUCCAAUCAGUAGCCCAGUACCUUAAUCACUGAGCUAAAAUCAAGCCUGGCUGUAGCGCUCAGUAACAGGGCAGGCCAUGGAGAUUUUGGCAAAUGAGAUAUAGUUUAGACAGAAGUCCUUUGUCAGGUGGGUUUCAAAAACUUUUAAAUCCACUGUGAGGAUAGGUUUUAGUAUAACAAGAAGCAAACAAACAAAUAAGAACAUAAUAAAUAAAUGAAUAAAAAUAUAUCCUUGUGAUAGCACUUUUUUUUCUCUCUCCCUCUUGGAUGGGUGGGCCAGCCUUAUUAUUGGGUAGGACAGGCCCGCCCAGGCCCCUCAUGAGGCCUGGCCCAGCUAAAAUUGCCCAUCAGCCACUGCUCUUCAUUUUCUAAUCUUCAAUUGUCUAGUUUUGCCCACUGUAACCUCAGAUUCCUGUCCUGGGCUGAAAGAAGUGGAAUCUGAUGUGGUCGUCUGCUGUUUUUUAGCUCAUCCUCCUCAAAGUUCGAUUUGUGCAUUUUGAGAUACUUCUCUCCAAACCACAAAAAAAGUGUAAAAAGUGGUUGAGUUACCUUAGCCUUCCUGUCAGCUCAAACCAGCUGACAGCCUGGCCAUUCUCCUUCUCCUUUGACCUUUCUCAUCAAAAAGGCAUUUCUGCUCAUAGAAUUGGAUAUUUUGGUGUGUGUGUGUGUGUGUGUGUGUG
Molecule: messenger RNA, 5027 nt
Organism: Neoarius graeffei (lesser salmon catfish)
Lineage: Eukaryota; Metazoa; Chordata; Actinopteri; Siluriformes; Ariidae
Gene: ephb2a
Product: eph receptor B2a
Exons: 16
Coding region: 88-3060 (990 amino acids)
Biological process (GO): protein phosphorylation; axon guidance; central nervous system projection neuron axonogenesis
Cellular component (GO): plasma membrane; neuron projection
Molecular function (GO): transmembrane-ephrin receptor activity; ATP binding; protein binding
Source: RefSeq, a predicted model, not a curated record